Messenger RNA from Bufo gargarizans (Asiatic toad), 2815 nucleotides. RefSeq names its product G protein-coupled receptor 85 (gene GPR85). Gene Ontology annotation, biological process: G protein-coupled receptor signaling pathway. The transcript has 2 exons. The record is from RefSeq and is a predicted model, not a curated record. Gene Ontology annotation, cellular component: plasma membrane. Bases 561 to 1673 code for a protein of 370 amino acids. Gene Ontology annotation, molecular function: G protein-coupled receptor activity. Lineage: Eukaryota; Metazoa; Chordata; Amphibia; Anura; Bufonidae.
UGCAUAUUGCCCCCACAGCCUGACAGGACACACACAGUGGGCUUUCCACAUUCACUGGAGGACUGGGGAUGGGCGAAGGAGCCUGUGUGCUGGCUGUGGCAGCUGCAGCAGGUAGGCACUGGGAGCUGCCAGCCUGACGUGGCCUCAUUCAGACAGCAGUAGGCUGCUGCUGCUUACUGCUGCUGUUGCUGGGAGAGACUGUGCUGCUGCGACAGGGGAGGAUGAAGCGAGCAGCUCAAGGAGCCUCACAGCGCAUGCGCCGUCCGAGCCACUGACUAUAUUGUCAGGCAAGAUAUCUAAAGGGGGGGUAAAAAAAUCAGCAUUUUAUAUAAAGAAGAAGCUCCAGCGGAAAAAUAUACUCUUGUCAGGAUAUAUAGCACCAACAGAUCUCUUGACAGCAUGACACAUCAGAAGAAGCAAAGAGCAGAAUGUGUGCCUAGACACCAGCUCAGUUGUUCUUGUGGAUUACAUUUGCAGUAAAAUGUAUGGAUCUAUCUUGUGCUUGCCCUUGUAUAUAGACCAUGAGACUUGACUGAAGCAAUAAUAUAUAUCCUCCAUCUAUGGCGAACGAUAGCCAUGCAGCUGACAACAUUCUGCAAAAUGUGUCUCCGUUAACAGCAUUUUUAAAGCUAACAUCAUUGGGCUUUAUAAUAGGAGUCAGUGUGGUGGGUAACCUUCUUAUCUCAAUUUUGCUUGUUAAAGAUAAGACCUUACACAGAGCUCCUUACUACUUCCUGUUGGAUCUGUGCUGCUCAGAUAUUCUGAGAUCCGCUAUUUGUUUUCCAUUUGUGUUCACCUCCGUGAAGAAUGGCUCUACAUGGACUUAUGGGAAUCUUACUUGCAAAGUGAUUGCAUUUCUUGGGGUCUUGUCCUGUUUUCACACCGCAUUCAUGUUAUUCUGUAUAAGUGUUACCAGAUACUUAGCUAUAGCCCACCAUCGGUUUUAUACAAAAAGGUUGACUUUUUGGACUUGUUUGGCAGUCAUUUGCAUGGUGUGGACCUUAUCUGUAGCUAUGGCCUUCCCGCCAGUCCUUGAUGUUGGCACCUACUCCUUUAUUAGAGAGGAAGACCAGUGCACGUUUCAGCAUCGUUCCUUCAGGGCCAACGAUUCCUUGGGAUUUAUGUUACUCCUUGCUCUCAUUCUUCUAGCCACACAGCUUGUCUACCUCAAGCUGAUAUUUUUUGUCCACGACAGAAGGAAAAUGAAGCCAGUCCAGUUUGUAGCAGCAGUAAGCCAGAAUUGGACUUUUCAUGGUCCUGGAGCCAGCGGUCAAGCAGCAGCUAACUGGCUUGCAGGCUUUGGAAGGGGUCCCACACCGCCCACCUUACUUGGAAUAAGGCAAAAUGCGAACACCACAGGCAGGAGAAGGCUGCUGGUUUUAGAUGAAUUCAAAAUGGAAAAAAGGAUCAGUAGAAUGUUCUAUAUUAUGACAUUCCUUUUCCUGACCUUGUGGGGGCCCUAUUUGGUAGCUUGUUACUGGAGAGUUUUUGCCAGAGGUCCUGUUGUACCAGGAGGAUUUCUAACGGCGGCUGUCUGGAUGAGUUUUGCCCAAGCUGGAAUCAAUCCUUUUGUCUGCAUUUUCUCAAACAGGGAGCUGAGGCGCUGUUUCAGCACAACCCUUCUUUACUGCAGAAAAUCCAGGUUACCAAGGGAACCUUACUGUGUUAUAUGAAGGAGCAUCUGCAAAAUCUUUAGCCUUGUGAAACACUACCCUUCUCUGCUAAGCAAUUGUGGCCUGUAGCCAUGUCUUGAGAAGAAGAUCAAGAAUGGAGCAUCAGCAGCAUUGUGCACACUUUGCAAUAGCGCACCUGUAAUCCUAUUUUAUCCUAAAGUGUUCCUGCUGGCCACCAGGGAAGGUUUGUAAUUGGAAACAAAGGGACUCGACCACAGAUUCCUUUGUGUUUCUGUGGCUGGAGGUUCAAUCUUGCAAAUGACAGGUGCUAGGAACCACUGCUGAAUGCUGUGUAUAUCACCACAUAUAAACCAGAACAUCCAGAAAGGUUAGCAUUGGACAUCUUAAUAAAUUGAAUUGAGGUAAAUGUGUUAAUAAACAUGAUUUUAAGAGUUUGAAAGACUCUUUGAAUAUUUAAUACAGUUUGGGUUUCUUUUGCAAAGAUUGACAAAUGGGAAUGAAAAGUACUGUAACUGAUAAAGGAUGUGCCAUGCGUUACUGGAUUAUCUUACUGAGGGAUUCCCUUACCUUGUAAGUCAGUCUUGGGGAGCAUUCCAAAGCAGUAUUUUUGGUUAAAGUUAUAUUCUACUUUUUCAAAUAUUCUUUCUAUAAAAAGAGGUUUUCUUCAACAGUGAAAUGCGCAUUUCAAUGUAUUCUGUGUUGUUUUUUUUUUCUUCUUCUUUUCAUUUGGCAAAUUCUGAGUUAAGUCUUGUUGAAAAGAAAACCUAGGUAUCAAUCUGUUUGGCAACGUACUAUCCAAAUUGCAGUAUUAAAGGAUCUACAUAUGGAGCACUCAUAAUAAUACAGAAUAAAUACGUGUUGCCUUAAAGGGUUAUCUAGUAGCUUCCAUUUUGUUUAACCUUGAAUAAACCUAUCCAAUCGGUAAGCCUGGUCGGUGAUUUGGGAGUGCAUGAAAGAACACUUGAACCACCUUUUUCUUUGAGCUCCUAUUGUUCCCAAAAUCAGUAUGCACAUCAUCUGGGUGACAUCAGCCUCAGAUGUGCCCCCUUUCUGGGUCACCCUAAGAAACAGAGGCAGUGAAGGAUGUUUAUAUUUAGUGAGCUGUCUUGGAGAGACUGAAGCCUUAGUACUAUAUUUUGCAGCAUUUGGGAAGCAUAUAUUCUACUGAAGGCACAGUCUUG